GCACGAGCGAGUCUCUGUCACGUGUGAAGUCAAUUCCCUUGUUGCCACUACCGAGUGACCCAUUUCCAUUUCCAUUUUCGCUGAGUUCAUUCAGUUUUCCGUUAAAUCAUCAAAAUCGAGAGAAAGAAACAGAAACCUAACGGGGCGUGACCUGAGAUCAUACUAAAACACAUCAAUCACCAUGUUACGGAGACUCAUCUCUUCACAACUCAAAACCCUAACUUCUUCUUCGUCUCCUCUCCGAUCUCCUUCUCCCGCCGUCGCCGUUUCUUUGCUCUCCUGCCACUUCUCCACCCAAUCCGAUGACAGUACUGUUGUUAAAAAGAAGGUUGAGGAUAUAGUGCCGAUUGCUACUGGUCAUGAACGUGAGGAGCUUCAGGCUCAGAUUGAGGGUAGGGAUAUUCUUGAAAUCGACCACCCUGAAGGUCCUUUCGGCACCAAGGAAGCACCGGCUGUUGUGAAAUCUUACUACGAUAAAAGGAUAGUUGGAUGUCCAGGUGGUGAAGGCGAGGAUGAGCAUGAUGUUGUCUGGUUUUGGCUGGAGAAAGACAAACCUCAUGAAUGUCCUGUGUGUGCACAGUAUUUUGUGCUCGAAGUGGUAGGACCUGGUGGACCGCCUUAUGGACACGGUGAUGAUCAUCAUCACUAAUUGCAUCCUUCAAUUAUCCUGGAAUAAAUUCUGGAAAGAUGAAGACAUUGUUUUAUUUAGCAUACACUCUGGCCUUUCUAAAUCCUGAGGCCAAUGUCUAGUUUUGAUGUUGUUACUUUCUGUGUUGUUGCAACUUUUGACAUAAAAAGUUGUGGUGUUGCAACUUUUGAUAUUAAAAGCUUCUUUUGAUUAUUUUAUAACAGGAUGUUCAUUCUCCUGAA
This is a messenger RNA of Lathyrus oleraceus (garden pea), 870 nucleotides long. RefSeq names its product cytochrome c oxidase subunit 5b-2, mitochondrial. The transcript is spliced from 6 exons. Gene Ontology annotation, biological process: mitochondrial electron transport, cytochrome c to oxygen. The coding region runs from base 182 to 649 and encodes 155 amino acids. NCBI's taxonomy places the organism in Eukaryota, Viridiplantae, Streptophyta, Magnoliopsida, Fabales, Fabaceae. The record is from RefSeq and is a predicted model, not a curated record. Gene Ontology annotation, cellular component: respiratory chain complex IV; mitochondrial envelope.